CGGAUCGUCGAUUCUGACUCGACACACGACCCAAUCUUCCUCACGAUCGCCUGCUACGGUCCCUCAAUCAGGUUCCUAUUCAAUUAUAUUGUAAACGCGUACGCGUAUAUUCAUUUUUAAAAAUACUAUUAUUAAACUUGAAUUUGUUUUAUAUAUUUUCAUCGCUUAAUUAGUUUGGAGGAGUUUCUUUCGUGAAAAAUCAAGGAUCAAGUUUUUUAUUUCCUCCAACAGGAUUUAAAAAUAUAAAACAAAAUGAAGGUUAUUUUAGCAGCAUUUGUAUGUGCCCUGGCGGUAAAAACUGUUAUGGUGAUGCCAGUCGCUGAGCCUGGUUCAUCAGACCCACUACCAGUGGUACCAUUGGAAAAGAGUUCGGUACAACACGUGUUAAGGCGAGAGACUGUUGAAACAGCACCAGUUGUUACUGAACACAAAGAAAAUGAAACUCCUGAAGCACACAAAGCUCAUGAGGCUCAUGAAGCUCAUGAUGCUUCUCACCAACACCAGCAAGCGAGACUCGCUGACAAGCCUGAAGCAUUGCCGGAAAAAUUAGAGAAGAAAGAAGAAAAGAAAGAAGAAGCUAAACCAACUGAAGAGAAAAUAAUCACUGAAGAGAAGAAAGCAGAAUUGCCGGAAAAGAAGGAAGAACAAUUGAAAACAUUGGCUACAGAGGCUGUUGCUGAAAGCAUUGCACCUGUUGAAGCACCAGCUCCAAUAUCGGCCUCAGUACCAGCAGCUCCAGUUGAAAGCAAGCCAGAGGCAAUCGCACCAAUUGGUAAAAGUGCACCACAGGAAGAAACUGUUGAACCAAAGACCGAGGAAAAAUCAGCAGAUAUUUCAAAACCAGUUGCUAGUGAAGUUGCAUCUGAACUAGCUGUAAAAUCAGUAGCUGCUGUUCCAGAAGCAUUAGCGCCUGCUCAACCUGAAGCUGUUAAAGAAUCAAAAAUAGAGCCAGCACUUGUUGAAGAGAAAAAAGAAGAGGAAAAGAAAGAAGAAAUUAAGAAAGAAGCUAAAGCUGAUGACAAGACUGAACGAGUAACUCGUGGUACUGAAGAUGGAUCUCCAGCUGCUGCUGCCGCAGCACCAGCUGCAGCACCUGCUCCAGUGCCCGCUGCACCUGCAUCCGGUCUUGAAGUUGUUGCUGCCUCUGAUGAGCCAGAAAAAAAAUUAGAAGACAAAAAAGAAGAACCAGCUCCACUUGCAGCUGAAGCUCAAGUUGAAGCAGUUGAAGCAGCCAAAGAAGAGAAGAAACCUGAAGAAAUUAAAGAUGAACCCAGUGUCAAGGCAUUAGAGCCAGCCGUUCCAGCUGAUGCUGCUGCUGCUGCUGCUGCUGCACCCAUAACUAUUGAGGCUGAGAAAGAAAAAGAAAAAUCCAGUGAAAUUAAAGCCGUAGAACCAGUCGCUCAAGUUAAAAGUGCACCAAUUGCUAGUGAACAAGCUGCCGCAGAACAACCACAAGCAUCUGAACCAGUUGCUGUAGCUGAAACGUCACAACCUAAAGCAGUACCUGUUGCUGAAACGAUAAUUGCUAAAUCUGGUGCAGCUGAUGCUGUAAAAGAAACAAUUGAACCUGUCAAGGCUGAAGACUCUUCAAGUUCUGAAGAGAAAUCCAGUGAGGAAGAUAAAUCUGAUGAGAAGAAAGAAAAAUUAGUGGAACCCAAGGCUGCUGAAACUAAAAAAAUCGAUCCAAAACCCGAGGAAUUGCCAAAACCUCAAGAAUUGAAGGAAAAUUGAGGAGUAUAUCAAGUUUAAAAGUUCGACGAUGAUCAGACGCAUUCUGGUCUACAUUCAUUGACCCAUCUCUUUUAAUAAAAUACAAAAAAAAAAAAAAAAAAAAAAAAAA
Molecule: messenger RNA, 1840 nt
Organism: Microplitis demolitor
Lineage: Eukaryota; Metazoa; Arthropoda; Insecta; Hymenoptera; Braconidae
Gene: bnb
Exons: 3
Coding region: 253-1731 (492 amino acids)
Source: RefSeq, a predicted model, not a curated record